Messenger RNA from Malania oleifera, 1412 nucleotides. RefSeq names its product transcription factor BEE 1-like. NCBI's taxonomy places the organism in Eukaryota, Viridiplantae, Streptophyta, Magnoliopsida, Santalales, Ximeniaceae. The record is from RefSeq and is a predicted model, not a curated record. Gene Ontology annotation, molecular function: protein dimerization activity; DNA-binding transcription factor activity. The coding region runs from base 110 to 916 and encodes 268 amino acids. The transcript is spliced from 6 exons. Gene Ontology annotation, cellular component: nucleus. Gene Ontology annotation, biological process: regulation of DNA-templated transcription.
GGAUCAUUCUCUAUAAAUUGCAGUCCCACAACCUCUCAUUAUCCAAACACCCACUUCCUUAAAACUCCCUAAUUGAUUACCUCUGUAAUUCAAUUCAAUUCAAAGUUCCAUGGCUGACUUCACACCAGCAGAUUGGCAGAGCUUUGAUCCAAACAUGGAACUAAUGAUAAACCAGUUCACAGACCUAAACCCAACUGUUGCAGACAACUCCUCAGACCUGAAUUUCCACACCCUCAUGGGAUUUUCCAGUGACAAUUUCUAUUCCCAGCCAUCCCCCCAAUUUCCGGGAAACUUGGGAGAAAAUUUUCCAGGAAUUUUCCAUCCCAACAAUCAGAUUCAACCCACUGCCCCGGCUGAUCCUCAAGAUGAAUUCCAUAUUGAGUGUAAGAAGAGGAAAGCAGUGGUUGUGGAUGUGUCUGCAGAGAGCAGCUCUGGGAAUUCUUCUGCAGUACCUGUUUCAGAAGCUGGGAUGCAUAGGAAAAAUAGUUCAAGGAGAAGAAAAAGGGUGAAAAGCAGUGAUCAGAAGGUAGAUGAUGAGAAGCCCAAGGAAGUGGUUCACGUGAGAGCAAGAAGAGGACAGGCUACUGACAGCCACAGUUUAGCAGAAAGGGUUAGAAGAGGGAAAAUCAAUGAGAGACUGAAAUGCUUGCAAGACAUUGUCCCCGGAUGCUACAAGACGAUGGGCAUGGCUGUAAUGUUAGAUGAGAUAAUUAAUUAUGUCCAAUCCUUGCAGAAUCAAGUAGAGUUUCUAUCUAUGAAGCUUACUGCGGCCAGUACAUUUUACGAUUUCAACUCCGAAUCAGACACAAUUGAAAAAUUACAGAAGGCAAAGGCAUACGAGGCAAAGGAGGUGGGGAGACUACUGAGAGAAGGAAAUGGAGGACAAGCCUCCACCUUCUCAACAUGGCCCUUUUGACUUCACUUUUGGCUCUUUCUUCCCCAUUCCCAUUCUUGAUGAUACAUCUCUAUCUUCCUAAUCCCUUCUCUCUCUUUCCAUUUCUUUCAAGGGGCAAAUUAUACCACAAGUUGUCAAAUUUUUACUUAAUUGUAUUUCGCUUUCUAAAAUUUGAGUUAGAGCAGUCUGAUCCUUAAAAUUUUAUGUUCAAUCGAGGUGAAAUUUCUAUUUGGGAAUCUCAUCAAAGAUUAAAUUAAAUUUUUAAGAAUCAUAUUGCUGCAAUUUGAAUUUUAAAAAGUGAUGAAAGUGCGAUUAAAUAAAACUUUAAUUACUUACUGUAUAAUUUACAUUUUUUUUAUAAGAAAAAUCAAAUUUGAUCUCAUUUUGUGCUAUAUAUUUUCAACACACAUGCAAGUGUAUACUUAUUUUACUGUCUCACAUAUGCAUGUGGGAGAGUUUAACUAUUAUUUUUAUUAUAAUUAAUAAAAGGAAAAAAAAGAUUAAAAAAAUUGAAAUC